Molecule: messenger RNA, 888 nt
Organism: Caenorhabditis elegans
Lineage: Eukaryota; Metazoa; Nematoda; Chromadorea; Rhabditida; Rhabditidae
Gene: C40A11.7
Product: BTB domain-containing protein
Exons: 5
Coding region: 152-814 (220 amino acids)
Biological process (GO): protein homooligomerization
Source: RefSeq, marked reviewed
AUGGAUAUAUGAGGAGACGAUUUUUAGUUUUUAGUCACCUUUCCCGAGGUGCUCAGAGGAAUGCGAUGAGCAGGUCGUCAAAAAAAUCGAUAAAAAGCAACAGAAGGAAUCUUCUGUAACACAAGGUAUUCAUUCUUUGUGACUACUCAAUAUGUGCUCUUCUGAGACAAUUGUCAAGUUGAAUGUCGGCGGAUCUGUAUUCGAGACGUGGAAAUCGACACUGACCAAGCAGGAUGGAUUUUUCAAAACAUUAGUCGAGACGAAUAUUCCGGUUAAAAAGGACACUUCCGAUUGUUAUUUCAUUGAUCGCUCUCCAAAGUACUUUGAAACUGUGCUAAACUACAUGAGAUCCGGUGUUACAGUACUUCCAGACUCUGAAAAAGAACUACAAGAACUGAAAAAAGAAGCCGAAUUCUACUUGUUGGAGCAGUUGGUAGACUUGUGUGAACCUAUAAAUAAUCAAAUCCGAACUUAUCGCUCGUCUCAUGAAUUGCUGCAAAUCAUCGCCAGCACCAAGAAGCCAGUAGUUGUGAUUAACUACAUAACCCAUAAUAACGAUAUCAUAUACAUCCCAGAAGGAUUUCGAUUCGAUGAGUUUGUUAAGAAAAACAGUUCAGUGGUAGAAAUCUAUUUUCAACCAAUGGAUAAUCGAGAACCUCUGCCAAAAGAUUUAAGGAGACAUCGCGGAAUGAAAUAUUACCCUGAACCAGUUUGGAGUUAUCGCAUCUACAACAGUACGCAUUCAGGUUGCGUUGAUUUAACAGCUAUGGAUGAUCUACAGAAGAAAAUCGAUAGUAUUUUGAACGGAGAAUGAAUACCCACAUAUUAUUUAAUAUUUCAAAUGCAUUUAUCAAAUUUUUUACAUUUGUUUUAUAAUGAAAAUUCUCG